AUGGCUCCCCAAAACCAGUUACGAUAUACCGCAUACUAUUGCACUACUCCAAAAGAAGUCACCUUCGCCGAGCGGAGACCGGCGUACCCUUCUGUCGAGGAGAAAGAGUUGCUCGAACGCUGUUAUCUAGUCCCGUCCCUUGUUCGAAAUCCCAAUAAUCCCAAUACGGAUUCCUAUGGCUGCGUCGACUUUUGGUCCAUCCAGAAAAAGAAGGGCGACAAUGUCGAGCGCUGGAUGCCAGGGUAUCCGAUGAACGAAGUCGUGAACGAACGAGAAUGGAAAUGCUCACUCGUCUACCAGUGGCCUGGACUACCCAUCAUCUACGUCUGCCUCGAAUCACCUCUCAAGACCAGACACGAGAUCCAUCAAUUCGUCACCGAGGUCUACGAGGAUUACUUUGGAUGGUGCGCCCGUACCUAUCCAUCUGCCGCUCCUUAUGUUCGACGCAUCUAUGGUGCCCUCUAUAGCAUGAACCUCUUUCGAUUGGUACAGCUAGCUUCGGGCCCAUGGACCGUCGACCUUGUCUUUAGCAACCCGUCUCUUCUCUCCUUUUGGCCAAAGGGCUACCAAGAGAGAACAGACAUGUCGCGCACUCUUACGGCCGGACUUCUUGGUAUCAAAAAGCUAAAGAGUUGGGACCGGAAAGAGAUUACCAGCUGGUGGUAUGCUUCUGCCGGCUGA
Molecule: messenger RNA, 681 nt
Organism: Acaulospora colombiana
Lineage: Eukaryota; Fungi; Glomeromycota; Glomeromycetes; Diversisporales; Acaulosporaceae
Source: the annotation of a GenBank genome assembly